Molecule: messenger RNA, 2346 nt
Organism: Planococcus citri (citrus mealybug)
Lineage: Eukaryota; Metazoa; Arthropoda; Insecta; Hemiptera; Pseudococcidae
Exons: 7
Coding region: 133-2265 (710 amino acids)
Source: RefSeq, a predicted model, not a curated record
CCACAUAGAUUGAAAAAAUGAUCUGAAUCAACGAUAAUUCAGAAAAAUAACAUCCGAACUGUUGGUAAAUUGAAACUGCUAUUUGAAAUUUUAUCAAGCAAUGCCUUGAAAAAGUUCGUUUUCCUGUUUGAUAUGUACAUAAAGGCAUACUGCACAAUGAAGAUUUUGCUUUUGAUAUCAUUCACCUUGGCAGCGAUUGCUUCAACUCGAUGUACAAAUUCGAGUGAGGCUCGUGACAUCACAACACUGCUGAAUAAUACCAUUUCAAAAAAUUUCCAAAAUAUAAAUUCGGAAACGAUCUUCUCGUUUAUACGCAACAUGGAGCUCCAAAAUUCGCCCACAUCCUUUGGCGACAUUUUUCCGGGAGCGUUUUAUUAUUUUACUGGUUUAAAAGUAGAAUCUGCCAGCUUACGUCAUGAAUUUUACAGCAAGACAAUGAUCAUAUUCUUCACCUCCUUAUCCAUCGAAAUGAGAGGAUACUUGGGAGCAACUCCUCAUACAUCUAACGAGAGUUUCGCACUAUCACUGAAUUUUAAAAACAUCUCCAUCUACGCAAUAGCGGGCACACAAUAUGAUUUAUGGUACAAGGAUGGGCUCUAUCUGUACAGUGAUUUUGAAAGUUACGAAUCUAAUUACAUAUAUUCGCCUCGGUUCUAUGUAAAUUCAACACCAGAGGUUCAACAUCAAAUGGAAAGACUGAUCAAAUCUUUAUCACUACCAUUAUUCCAGUUCAAUUUACGAAAAAACGAGGACUUUAUGCAAAUACUCAAUGCAACGUUUUGCCAAGAUCCUGAAGAUGAGAUCACGUCGUAUUAUCCCUCAUUAGACUUCGUCGAAACGAAAUGUUACUUCUUCAUAUCAAAUUUCACCUCUCUACAUCGUACCCUGAGCAAUAUCACCAUCACAGGAAUGCACAAUUUUGAUAGUCAUUCGUUCGUCGAUGUCAGCACCCUGAUAAUUAAAGAUAUUCAAGGAACGACUAAUUUACAUUACGAUGGCCGAAAUUUUACAAUUUUUCCAUUACACUUCGAAAUAGGCUACAUUUCGAUAUCAGUUGAUCGGGAACAGCAAAGAAUCAAUGUGACUGCGCACAAUUACACGGUUAUUGAGACUAAAAUGAACCUCUCGUUGACGGAAUAUCAGUCCAAAUGGGUAAUGGAGGGAAUUCAAUUGGCGAUCGCGUCUUCGAUAAUGCCAUCGAUGAAAUAUUACAGAAACACGAAUAUUCCGAAUGAUUCGCUGAAAGAACAUCCGAUUGUAAAAUUAUUUACCAAGUUAUCUCAGCAAUUCGAUGGCAGUACGAUGCAAAAGCUGUACGAUACUUGGAAUAUGACGAUACCCAAAAUCCUCAAAGCAGAAUCAAGUAUCCAAAUAGAAUCAAACACUUACAAUAUUUCAAUUCAUGCUAAACCAAAAACAGUAUUGGAGCCCUGUGCAGAUACGAUCACAUGUAGUCUCUACAACAGCUUACGAUUCACCUUCAUAAUCCCUUGUUGGUCCGGGAAAAUCAGCGUGCUCAAUACCACACACGAAUUCAGCGAAAUUGAUUUUAAAAUGGACAAUAUUAUCGUCGCAAUAUACAAAUUUAAUAAUUCGAAUGUUUUUGAAUUGAAGUCCGGUCCACUCUUUGGCGCACGUCUACAGCUGUCCUCAAAUCCGUACAAUUUGACGGAUCACUAUCGCUUGAAGAUAGCACAAAAAGCGCAAGAAUUGUUGAUCUCAUGGAUCGAGAAAACAUUUGCCCUUUUCGCAGAACCACUACUUUCUUCACCAUUGGACUACUGUACCGCACCGGUGAAAAUUUUCGACGACUUCCUGCCUUUCUACGCCGAUCACGAAUUACCCUUUCAUGUACCUGAUGACAGAUUUGCAAACGAAUCCACCGAAACGAAUGUAAACAACGUGAUAAUCACAGAGUGGACGGAAUCACCCACUGCUUUUAUCUCGCGUUAUAAUGGCAGUGCGAUGUUAUCAACAUACAUUGAUUUAGAAUUGGCAGAUGCUAAAAUUCGCAUGGAUUUUAACCGCAAUGACGAACCAUUAGAUGAAAGGCAUCUGACGCUGUGUAUUUUCGAGGUACGAAAUUACACAGAUACUGCAGAGAUAGCAGUAUAUUUACAUUUCAGACCGUUGGAUUACAUUCCGUCUCCUGAGAACAAUUAUACGGUCCCUUUUCGUUAUCAUUCGGAACACCACUCUAUUGAGAUGAAAUUACAACGUAUACUUGGCGAAUGUUUCACUAAUUUUACCAGUCUCGUUUUUUAACAUAUUUUUUUAAUUACAAUUUACCUAUGUAUUAUUAAUUUUGUAUACAUUAAAUUAUUGAAACUUUUUUUCCCAUAGUAA